Messenger RNA from Lichtheimia ornata, 2025 nucleotides. RefSeq lists its product as uncharacterized. NCBI's taxonomy places the organism in Eukaryota, Fungi, Mucoromycota, Mucoromycetes, Mucorales, Lichtheimiaceae. Gene Ontology annotation, cellular component: SCF ubiquitin ligase complex. Bases 1 to 2025 code for a protein of 674 amino acids. Gene Ontology annotation, biological process: SCF-dependent proteasomal ubiquitin-dependent protein catabolic process. The record is from RefSeq and is a predicted model, not a curated record. Gene Ontology annotation, molecular function: protein binding. The transcript is spliced from 2 exons.
AUGGACCACUCGAUUUGGGAGGAUUUAUGCAAACAGCCAAUACUCAAAGCCUCCUCUGGACAAUAUGCAAAGCUUGUUUACGAUUCGACCACGCAACUGCUUCAACCCAUUCAAUCGAUCUUGUCAGCUCUGAAUCUACGCGCCAUUGGGUUGACAAAGUGCGCCGACUUUGAUGCUGCUCUUCGCGAUGCCAAAGUUAUGCAACAGCUAUCGCCUUCUUCAGCUCUUGGAUAUCUAUGUGCAGCCGCCAUUUACAGUGAGCAAGGAAAACAACUUCAAGUCAUCGAUGUACUCAACAAGGGAUUGAGUAUGGCGGACACCAUGGAUAACCACUAUGAUGAUUUGACACGAGCCAAGAUGGAUGCUGACCAACAUCAAAGUAAACGAAUCGACUUUGUUCGUCAACUGCCUGUCGACAUUGUGAUCUCCACGCUUUUACCCUUCAUGAUGGAUGACUCAGCUAUCAGCUUAAAGAAGCCAAAUCCCUAUUUGCAUGUAUCCAACACAUGGCGUGAUCGUAUCAGCCAAACCUUCAAUGGAGUACGUUUUGAGACUUUUUCUGAAGACGACGACGACUUUGAACAAGUGAUUGAGCUUUCUCGUCAUAUCAAGGAAUUGCAUGUUCACCAAUUUACGCGAGGAAAAUGGCUUUGUGAUUUACUGCGCAAUAAUGACUUUUGCUCGUUACGGGAGCUAAACGUUGAAGGCAUUACGGCUGAUUGCAGUGAUUACCUGGUGGCAUCGCUAAAGUCAAUCAGCAACACUUUGACACAUGUUUAUAUCCAGCAGGAAGAUGGCAGCAUGUUAGCGAUAGGCGAUAUUCUCCUCAACUGCCCCAAUCUUGUCUCACUGGACAUUAUCCAUCCAUUUGCCACCAAUUUCAGCUCGCUUCGAAUGGUAAAAUGGCCCAAAAUUACUAGAUUAUCCUUCUCCCAGGGAGAAAAGGAUGUUGGCUGUGAUCAAAUUAAAGCGAUUGGCAAGCGUUUUCCAUCACUCAAGGAACUUUCACUUUAUCCAUGUGAAGAUAUACAAUUGACACGCGUUGUUUUGGAUAGUUACCCAAGGAUGAAACAUCUUCACAUUUGCAUGGAUAGCCCCAUUGCUGAUCUUACCUAUUCGGAAGAAGGGCCCCCAUGUAACCAUGCUGGGAUUACGCAUCUUUCAGUGUAUGUGGAUUGUUCGUUUUGGGAAGCUGAUGAUUUCCGUGACCCUUGGCAGAGUGUCAUUCCUAUAUUGAAGGAGAUCCAUCAAACGCUUGAAUACUUGAAAAUUGACGUCAACUUUGCCAAUGACAACGAGGAUGUCUAUGAUCUUGAGUACCCUCGUCUGAAGAAGCUUUUUCUUUUUAACUCUGGAUGGUGGAUACCACGCAACGCACCCAUACUUGAGGAAUUGACGAUGACAUCCCGUACAAUCAGGGAAAAUCCGGCAGUGCUUGAUACAAUACCACCCAAUUUAAAGAGACUCGAAUUGAGAUUGGGACAUGCAUCACCUUAUCUCCGUGACGAAAAAGCAGCUGUUUCAGCGUAUCUCCAUCGACUUGCCAAUCACUCUCAGCUAAAAGAGCUUGUUAUUCAUUUCCACGACGCGCUUAUCAUUAGCAAUGUGCUCGAAGCAAUCCAACAUCUUGGUCGUAUUGAGAGCUUGAACUUGAUCUUUACAAGGACAUGGCGUUCUUGUGUUUGGGAUUCCUAUGUAAUGGACAGCUUCGUUGAUGGGCUUGCAAAGGGAUGUCCUCGUCUAUCCAAUCUUGAAAUCAACUGCAAGAACGCACCGUCGACAUAUACAGUGAAUGCUUUGAAACAACUUGAAGAUUUGAAACAACUUGUAUUUUCAGUCGAGGAGAUGGAUCCCGAUGAUAAUAUUUGGCAUGCCUUUGAAACUUUUAAACAGCUCAAAUGUAUUCGCAUAUAUUCUGUAAAGGGUGCCAACAUGGAUGCUAUUCGAUAUCUCCAGGGACAAUGGCCUAACUUGAAGAUCAUCAUCAACAAACGUCCACUCAGCUUGAAAGGUCUUAUUUUCUGA